GCGGGGCGGGGCGACCCGCUUAGGAUCCGUAAUCGGAAGGAAACCCCCAUUUGACAGUGGGAACAAGCUGAGUUGGAUCAUGGGAAGCCAAGCUAAGAGGAAUUAUCAAGCAUGGGGUUAACCAAUUUUGUGCUGACGGUGGCCGGUGUGAGCGCCGUUGUUCUUCUUCUGAGAAGUGAUGUGAAGCAAUCUGCGUCGAUCUUCAGGCGCAACGUCAAACACAUUCGCCACUGGCUCGAAGAAGAAACCGCCACUUCUUCCAAAGCAAUGGAGAAGUCUACUAAAGAACUGGAAUCAAAGGUUCCUCCAAAAGAGAUUCCUAAGGACAACAAACAUUAAUGUUUAUGCAGGUGAUGGGAAUGUUUAGUGCGGCAAUUUCGUUGUUUCUCUGUAUUUCUCUCUCUGUCUUUGAAUGGAAUCAUGUUUUUGUUUUUUACUAAAAUGAAUCCUCCAUCCAUGUCUGUUCAUAUAACUCACAAAUAUUGGUAUACAUAUUUAGCAAUAACAUGACAGCUAUGGUUAUUCCACAAUCGCAGUUUUUAGCGCAUUUCCAUGAUUUGACUGCUAAG
Abrus precatorius (Indian licorice) is the source of this 569-nucleotide messenger RNA. RefSeq lists its product as uncharacterized. The record is from RefSeq and is a predicted model, not a curated record. The coding region runs from base 112 to 339 and encodes 75 amino acids. The transcript is spliced from 2 exons. NCBI's taxonomy places the organism in Eukaryota, Viridiplantae, Streptophyta, Magnoliopsida, Fabales, Fabaceae.